AGCCCGGGCAUGGAGUUAGCAUACAUUGGAUAUGGAUUGUUAGGUGAGUUGUUGAUGGAUAUGCAUGUAUAGUGUCGGACUUGGUUAUGGCCAGAAGACGGGCCAUUGUAUCACUCACUCCCAGAUUGUACCCGAAUGUGAUAUAUGAUACAUCUCAAAAACAAUGCAAUACAAAAUCUAGUAUGCAGAUUAACCAGAUUAACCACAUAUUAUACUUUCCAUAUUGAGCUUCAUCGACCAUACUUAGCCUUCGACCGAAUGUGUAAUGGGUUCAGAAAAGACAGUGUUUCCGGCGUUGUGUGCAACUACAUAAUCCUAAUUAUAAUAAAUAAAAUUGUAUAUGGGCUAUCAUAUAGGUGCUUGAUUACGAAAGUGGUAUUGUAUCCAAAUGCUAUGAAUAGAGAAAAGUCACUAGUCGACAUGACCAAAAAGACAUCAAUAGAGCUCCACUACUAUCACCAGAACUGACAAGUCAGUGCCUUUUCUAUUCAUGAAUAGAUAGAGGGCCCAUUCUACUAGUGAAAUGCAU
Molecule: messenger RNA, 529 nt
Organism: Aspergillus vadensis CBS 113365
Lineage: Eukaryota; Fungi; Ascomycota; Eurotiomycetes; Eurotiales; Aspergillaceae
Exons: 1
Coding region: 145-468 (107 amino acids)
Source: RefSeq, a predicted model, not a curated record